Messenger RNA from Salvelinus namaycush (lake trout), 1392 nucleotides. RefSeq names its product collagenase 3-like. Gene Ontology annotation, cellular component: extracellular matrix. The record is from RefSeq and is a predicted model, not a curated record. Lineage: Eukaryota; Metazoa; Chordata; Actinopteri; Salmoniformes; Salmonidae. Gene Ontology annotation, biological process: extracellular matrix organization; proteolysis; collagen catabolic process. Bases 1 to 1392 code for a protein of 463 amino acids. Gene Ontology annotation, molecular function: zinc ion binding; metalloendopeptidase activity. The transcript is spliced from 10 exons.
AUGGAAAUCACAGGUUUACUGCUCCUUGUGGUGGUUGCUCAGUCAUUUGCUAUGCCUCUGUCAUCGCUGGAGGAGACUGAUAAGAGGCUAUUAGCCGAGAAAUACCUCCGCAGGUUCUACAACCUUCAAGCUGGACUUCAGGGAACAAAGACCCACAGGUCUUCAGACGCCAUGCAGGCUAAGAUCAGGGAGAUGCAGUCCUUCUUCAACCUCCAGGUGACGGGGAGCCUGGACUCUAACACCCUGGAGCUGAUGAGCAUGGCCAGGUGUGGUGUCCCUGAUGUGGGGGAAUACAAUCACUUCCCCCGACACCUCAAAUGGCAGAACACCAAUGUGACCUUCAGAAUAGUGAAUUAUACUCCUGAUCUGAAGAAGGCUGAUGUGGACAGAGCUAUCCGUAACGCCUUCAACAUCUGGGCUGACGUCACUCCUCUGACCUUCAAGAAACUGCAUGAGGGGAAGGCUGACAUCAUGAUUUCAUUUGGGACAAAAGAACAUGGAGACUUCAACCCCUUUGACGGCCCUGACGGUCUCUUAGCCCAUGCCUAUCCCCCUGGCAGAGACAUUGGAGGAGACACACACUUUGAUGAAGAUGAACAUUGGUCAAAAGACUCAGACGCCUACAACCUUUUCCUGGUGGCCACCCAUGAGUUUGGCCAUGCACUUGGCUUGUCCCAUUCUACUGAUCCUGGGGCUCUGAUGUACCCAGUCUACUCCUACAGCCAGGGUUACCCACUGUCUGAAGAUGAUAUCACCGGCAUUCAAGCUCUUUAUGGCCCGAACCCCACCAGGAAAGUGAAGCCCAAGCCAGAUGCCCCAAACAAAUGUGACCCCAUGUUGAGUUUUGAUGCUGUUACUGAGCUCAGAGGAGAAACAAUCAUCUUCAAAGACAGGUUUUACUGGCGUCUCCAUCCCCAGUUUGCAGAGCCUGAGCAAACCCUGAUCAAAUCCACCUGGCCCUCCCUCCCCAACAAAGUGGAUGCUGCCUAUGAGUACCCUGAGAAAGACAUGGUCUUCAUAUUCAGUGGUAUUAGAAUGUGGGCCCUGAAUGGCUAUAACCUGGUGGAGGGCUACCCCAAAUACAUCCAUAAACUGGGACUCCCCAGGACCGUGCGGACGGUGGAUGCUGCUGUGUACAUCCCAGACACCGGCAAGACCCUUCUGUUCUCUGAGGAGCAUUACUGGAGUUAUGAUGAGAAGACUAACACAAUGGACAGCGGCUUCCCAAGAUCCAUUGAGAUGGAUUUCCCUGGAAUGGCAGAGGAGGUGGAUGCUGCCGUAUAUCAAUAUGGAUAUUUGCAUUUCUUCCAUGAACAUACACAAUUUGAAUACAGCUACAGUGCAAGGAAGGUCAUUCAGAUUGUUAGGACAAACUCUUUUCUCAACUGCUGA